GAGCAAGGCCAGGGAUUGAACCCGCAACCUCAUGGCUCCUAGUCAGAUUUGUUAACCACUGCGCCACGACGGAAACUCCAGAACAUAUUUCAAAAGUACCAGUUAACUGGAUUCAACAAAUAUUAAGCUAAGUGUUUGAAUGACUAAAUCGGUCCAUGAAACUAAUUCAUCUUUAAUCCUCAGACAUAGACCUAGUUAUUGUCUAAUUCAAAUGACACUUUCAUUGCUCUCACCCUCCCCUUUUUUUUAAUACUCUUGCUUAUAGAGAAUGGCUAUCUGGCUUCUCUUUGUCCUCUAGCUUCAUCUUCUUGGUAUUGCCCAAUAGAUUCUAGUUUUCAUCCCUUUUACUCUUUUUUCAUUUUUUGGCCUUGCCUGUAGCAUGCAGAAGUUCCUGGUCCAGGGUUCAAACCUGAGCCACAGCUGUAACCAGAGCCACAGCAGUGACAACACCAGAUCCUUAACCCACUGAGCCACACGGGAACUCCCUUCAUUAUUUAAACAAAACCAAAACAAAACAUGGUUUCCACUGACUUAGGAGAUAUUUAUCAAACUGGUGAAAAUAACACAUUCACUUCCCCACGUGGGAUUUGGUAGGAAUGAAAUUCAUCUUAUACUAUAAUUUGUGGAUUGUUAUGUAAAAUAGAAUGGUACCCAUCUGUCAUCACCUUUGCUGUCAAUCAUCCUUGCUCUUCCUGUGUUCACUUCCUGAAGAGGGAGGAGCACGAAUGCAUAUGAGGAACAUCAUUGUUGUCCAUGUGCUUCUCUGUGUGUGUGUGUGUGUGUGUGUGUGUGUGUGUGUGUGUGUGAAGGAGCAGUUUGGAGAAGAAUAUCUCCAUGACAAUGCUAAGAAAGCCAGACACCCAUAGUGGGAUAAACAGAGGUCUCCAGGCUGAGCGCCAGGCUGCAUCCUGGGAGCAGGCCAAGGCUACGGCUGGAUGAUGGGAAAGGAGAAUGGGCCCAUGGCAUGGGGGAAUGAGUGUGCUAGAGCCCCUCUCUGGGCACAAGCAGGGUGGAGACAGCCCUGGCAUGUGUGAGGCCAAGCAAGCUGGGGUUAAACCAUUUGUUUUCCCCAUUUUAAAUUCCUCUCCGUUUUCUUUAUACCCUCUCUGAAACUCAAACCAUCAGGGGGAGAAGGACAUGGUAGCCAGUAUUUAUGACCUUUGGGUGCCCUUCCCUCUUAUCCUGUCUGUGAUCUGAAGACUAUUUACAAAGCUGGACUAUGAUAGGAAAGCCUCCUGGUUACACAAUUAAGAGGCAGUUCCUUCAGAGCUCAGAAUUGUCUUAAACAUGAACAUAGCAAGUUCUGACAUCCCCCAGGCAAAUUACUGCCUCAUAGUGAGUAUUUUUAUAUACUGAAUAUGUAACCAUUUCCUUGAGUUAAAACACCAUAUGAUGGUCUUAUUAUUUGUAGUAAUUUUAAUAGCAAAGAAAGUUAUGGGCAGUAACCAUGUUUUCUGUUAGGCAAAGGCAAAACCAUGAGGUUUUUAGGAUUUGUGGUUGCCUUGCACUGCAAAGAGAUCGGAGAGGGGUGAGAAAGCCAAGAGGGAGGCUCUUCAUAUUUCCUACAAUUUUGGACAUAAGAAAGAAGCUAUUCACAUCUAAUCAGCAAAGAUAAGCUUAUACUUAACUUACUUCUGCAUCUCUACGUCAUUUGUUUAGCCCUAUAAAUUUGCUGAUGAGUGGUUUUAAUAAAGCUUCUCAGCAGGUCUUCCUAUCAGAGUAUGAAAGUAGUCCAGGUAUUGAAGGCAUGAAAUGGAAUGACUCCCAUCUCUCAGUGGUUCAGGUGGAUGCUAAGGUCAAGGCCGAGGUUAGGUGGCCCAGGAGUGUGUCUAUCCUGUAUGUGAAAGAGCUCAGCUAAAAUCCAGAAGUGCAUGGACUCCAGAAUUAGCUUCCUAUUAAGGACAUGCUUACUGGAAACUGAACCAGGAUAAAGCAAAGACCAAGGGACAGAAAGAAAGCUUGAAUUAUGUGUCUGCAAUAUUCUGCAAAAUCAGACUUCAGCUUUGGUUCAGUUUCUCUUUGGAGCUGAAAAUGCCUCAAGUUUCUUCCUGAGAGGCAUGAGCAAUUGCAUGAAUAGUAUAUUCUCUGGCAAUUUCCAACCUGAUUCCAUUCAAGGUAUACAUGACAAGCCUGUAUGAUAAGGUUGUGUGUGUUUGGGUAUUUCAUGCAUGUAACAUUGUCACUUGGCUUUCAAAACCAAAAAUUCCCUGCAUAUCCACGGGAGAGGAUCAUUCAGCAUGUGGCAGGUCAAAUAAAAUCUCCCCCUUAUUCUCCAUCCCUGCCUCAUUCUUUCUUCCACACUUUAGUUCACUAAGUUGUAAGUGUCUGAAAUCAUUCUUGGUGAAUAAUGCUGGACCACUCUUGAAAAUGUGUGGCUGAGAGCUGGACCCUCGUCAUCACCACAAGCUUUGUCACUGAGACAGGGUAACCCAUGGUUACUGAGCUCAGAUGAGUUAAGGGGCAGAGAGCCUCCCCUCCUCACCGCUCUAUAAAAGAGACCCAGCAAAGGGACCCUACCAGCUUCUAGCUCUCAGCCUGGGCGAGCGUGUGGGAAGCAAAGCCUGAGACCUCCGGAGCAGAAAGGACCAGCUGCAGAGGCAAGGCCGGCAUGGCCCCCACUUUCAAACUUCAGUGUCACUUCAUUCUCAUCUGCCUGAUGGCUCUAAGAGGGGAGAGCCGGUAUCUGGAGCUUCGGGAAGCGGUGGACCACGACCCUUUCCUGCUCUUCAGCGCCAAUCUGAAGCGGGAGCUGGCGGGGGAGCAGCUGUACCGCCGCGCUCUGCGGUGCCUGGACAUGCUGAGCCUCCAGGGCCAGUUCACCUUUACUGCCGAUCGGCCGCAGCUGCACUGCGCAGCCUUCUUCAUAGCAGAGCCCGAGGAGUUCAUCACCAUCCAUUACGACCGAGUCUCCAUCGACUGUCAGAGCGGGGACUUCCUGAAGGUAUUUGAUGGUUGGAUUCUCAAGGGAGAGAAGUUCCCCAGCUCCCAGGAUCAUCCUCUCCCCACGAGUGAGCGGUACAUAGAUUUCUGUGAGAGUGGUCUCAGCAGAAGGAGCAUCAGAUCCUCCCAGAAUGUGGCCAUGAUCUUCUUCCGGGUCCAUGAACCAGGAAAUGGAUUCACAUUAACCAUACAGACAGAUCCGAACCUUUUCCCCUGCAAUGUCAUCUCCCAGACCCCAAAUGGAAGGUUUACUCUGGUCGUUCCCCAUCAGCAUCGCAACUGCAGCUUCUCCAUAAUUUACCCUGUGGUCAUCAAAAUAUCUGAUCUCACCCUGGGGCACUUGAAUGGCCUGCAGCUAAAGAAGUCGUCAGCAAGUUGUGGAGGAAUAGGAGACUUCGUGGAGCUGCUGGGAGGAACUGGAUUGGACCCUUCCAAGAUGAUGCCCUUAGCUGACCUCUGCUAUCCCUUUCACGGCCCAGGAGGACAAGUUCUACCCAAAAAACUUCAAUUUUACGUUUUGAGCCAGAUGAGAAUUUUUACGUUUCAGCCUAAGUAUGGUAUCAAGGGUCCAUGACUGCAGUAUCUGACAUUGGGAGAGACACCUAUAAAGUAACAAGGUUGCAUGUUCCAGGUUGGCCCUAGGUAAACUAUGAAAAAGACAAAGCUUGUUGGCUCUGUGCUCUUUCCAUCUUCACGAAGAUCCCCCUUUUCACUUUCUAGAGUCUAAAGGAUCUAUUUACUAACGUAAGACAAUAGUUCAAUAAUAGAUGUAUCAUCACUUAGUAAUAAUAUAAUGAAAUAGCUAAUUUUACCAUACGUAUGUGUUACUCAUACGAAAUACAUUGAGUGAUAUGCUUUAUUAGAAAUUCUCAGAACUUCUGGAUGACUCCAACUUCUAGGAGCAAAACCAAUCUCUCAGAGUUCCUGUCAUGAUGCAGUAGUCAACGAAUCCGACUAGGAACCAUGAGAUUGUGGGUUCGAUUCCUGACCUUGCUCAGUGGGUUAGG
Messenger RNA from Sus scrofa (pig), 3947 nucleotides. The record is from RefSeq and is a predicted model, not a curated record. Lineage: Eukaryota; Metazoa; Chordata; Mammalia; Artiodactyla; Suidae.